CCGUCCCUCUUUUCUCUUUUUCUUUUUACAAACAAAUCUACUUUAUAACAGUAAAUAAAAGGAGGACGAGAAAAAAAUUGAAGCGAUCGCGAUGGACCAGUUAAUACAAAUCGUAAAAAUCUACAUCGUACCACGACUUAAGCAUAACAAACGGUCGAUUAGUGCAGCGACUGCAGCAAUACUUGCAGUAUACUAUGUUUACCAGAAAAUCAACCGACCGCCUCGAUCCCUACGACAUAUCCCCUAUGUAAACGGAUUCGAAACAAUCAGUGCCCUUCUCAACAAAGAGCCUCUUGAUGACGUUACAGAUAGAAUUAGCCUUCCUUUGGUACUCAAGACGAAGCAUGGAAUGUAUUCGCGCAUUACUCCAGCUGGAUGGCAGGUUGUCAUUAGUGAUCCAGCUAUUGCGAAACAGUACUUGUUCGAUUCAAAUACUUUUCCUAAAGUUCCACUCAACAAGCACUUUGAAGAUACCGUCAUCGGAAGGUUCAUUAUCGGACCCAACAUUCUGUUCCUUUCAGGACAGCAUUGGAAGAACCAACGCAAGGUUGCUAACCCUGCAUUCCAUCGAUCAAUGCCGCUGGCAUUGUUUGGACGACUCACUGAAAACCUGUUCCAAGUCAUUGAUAAGUCUGACGGGAAAGCGGUUGAUGCAUAUGAUUUGAUGGAAAGAUGGACUCUCGAUGCGAUCGGAAAUGCAAGCUUUGGUUUCGAUUUCGGAUCUAUUAGCGAUAGCAAUAACCAAUGGGUGCAUCGCUACAACGAUGUGGUGGAGGCAACAUCUGAUCCAAUCUAUGCCUUUUUCCCGGUCCUUGAACGGAAAUAUCUCCAUUGGUUCCCCAAACGCAAGAGAAUCCACGAUGAGCUCACCGUAUUUCUUGACAUGAUCCAGCACAUUAUCGAUGAGAAGCGAAGAAAACGUGCUGAUUCUGCUCAUAGAGAGGAAAAAAAAGAAAAGGAUCUUUUGGAAAUGAUGAUGGAGAGUGGAGAGGAUGACGGUAACGGGUUGACCGAUGAAGAACUUAAGAGCAAUCUGUGUGUCUUCUUCUUCGCUGGUCAUGAUACCACUGCCUCUGCUCUCUCAUUUGCUAUAUAUUACCUCGCCAAGCAUCCGGAGCUACAAGAAAGGGCCAGAGAAGAAGCAUACCGAGUGCUAGGCAAUGAGCCUAAAGAUAUUGGUCCGACUGUCGAACAGUCUCGACAAAUGACAUAUAUUGAUCAGAUCAUUAAAGAGGUUCUUCGUAUUGAAGGCCCGGCUGACUCACUUAUUAGUCGUAAUGCCAAUAAGGAUACCGAGCUUGGAGGUGUAGUCAUCCCCAAGGGAACUGCUGUCACUGUCAGUCUCUAUAAUCUUCAUCGAAACCCAAGAGUGUGGGAUAACCCAGAUAAAUUUGAUCCGGAAAGAUUUGCUUCUGGUGGAGAAGCCGAUUUCAAGGAUGCCAAUGCCUGGAUUCCAUUUAGCACGGGUUCUCGACAAUGUAUUGGUAUGAACUUCAGUAUGUCUGAGCAGCGAUUCCUCUUGCCUAUGCUUUUGCGAAAGUAUAAAUGGACGUUACCCAAAGACACGAUCCAUGACAAGAAAAUUAUCAUUGAACUGGGACUGGGCGUCAUCAGCCCAAUUAAUUUCAAUGUAAUAUUUGAAAAGCUGUAUUAAAUCACCUUUCUUACGUGUACGUAAACUAUAUAUCCUUAAAAUAAGUGUGUAUGUAAUAUCUUUAUGUAGUUUUUAUAUGCUCUUAUAAUUGCUAUCAAAUAAAAAUGAGCAUAAAGAACAUACAUUGUUUAUCUGCUCAAUCCGUAAAUAAAGAUUUCAAAAGAUG
Messenger RNA from Zychaea mexicana, 1820 nucleotides. Its product is annotated as cytochrome P450. Lineage: Eukaryota; Fungi; Mucoromycota; Mucoromycetes; Mucorales; Lichtheimiaceae. The record is from RefSeq and is a predicted model, not a curated record. Gene Ontology annotation, molecular function: heme binding; iron ion binding; monooxygenase activity. The transcript has 11 exons. Bases 92 to 1654 code for a protein of 520 amino acids.